Messenger RNA from Planococcus citri (citrus mealybug), 483 nucleotides. RefSeq names its product histone H2B-like. The record is from RefSeq and is a predicted model, not a curated record. The transcript has a single exon. Bases 58 to 435 code for a protein of 125 amino acids. NCBI's taxonomy places the organism in Eukaryota, Metazoa, Arthropoda, Insecta, Hemiptera, Pseudococcidae. Gene Ontology annotation, molecular function: DNA binding; structural constituent of chromatin; protein heterodimerization activity. Gene Ontology annotation, cellular component: nucleosome.
UAGAGAGCCAUCAUAUUUCGUUUGAUUGUGUUACUGUGAGUUUUAUCAUUGUUCGUAAUGGCUCCUCCAAAAAGUACUGGUAAAGCUGUGAAAAAAGCCGGUAAGGCUCAAAAGAACAUCAAGAAAGACGACAGCAAGAAAAGACACAAGAAGAGGAAAGAAUCCUACGCUGUGUAUAUUUACAAAGUAUUGAAGCAAGUCCAUCCUGAUACCGGUGUUAGCUCGAAAGCGAUGAGUAUCAUGAACAGUUUUGUGAAUGAUAUUUUUGAACGUAUUGCCGCCGAAGCCAGCCGUUUAACUCAAUACAACAAGAGAUCGACUAUUACUAGUCGGGAAGUUCAAACCGCCGUUCGUCUUUUGUUGCCUGGUGAAUUAGCCAAACACGCUGUUUCCGAAGGCACCAAAGCUGUAACCAAAUACACCAGCUCGAAAUAAGCGUAUUUCUUCGAUAUUCAAAACGGCCCUUUUCAGGGCCAACAAUAA